Messenger RNA from Tetranychus urticae (two-spotted spider mite), 1191 nucleotides. RefSeq lists its product as uncharacterized. NCBI's taxonomy places the organism in Eukaryota, Metazoa, Arthropoda, Arachnida, Trombidiformes, Tetranychidae. The record is from RefSeq and is a predicted model, not a curated record.
UAAUAUUUGUUAGUGUUUUCAUUUAAUCAUAACAAAAUUGAAUAAAUCAAUAUUUUUUUGUUCUCAAUCAUUUAAUAGUCGUUUAUUUUAGUGCUUUAUCAUGAAUAGGGAUUACAAUAGUGGUGAUUAUGGUUCAUUACCUGAACCUCCGAGGCAACCUGAAGGUUUUGGUUCUUUUGACAAUUACCAACAAAACCCUGGUAUGAUGGGUCAACCGAAUACAUCUGGUUAUCGUGGUGUUGAACAAUCAAAUUAUGGUCAACAAUCAUCUUUUUAUAAUAGACCUACGACAAUUCCAGGUACACCGGCUCAAUCAACACCUGCCAUACCAUCUUUAUCUGAAGAAGAUGUAGCUAUAUUCAGACAAACUCAAAAGGAUAUCAUGUUUAAAAAAUUUUUCCCAGCUGCUGUUAUUGGUUGUGGAGCUAUUUUCAUGGCUCAUCAAAAGAAAAUCAUUAAACCUAGUGCAUGGACUUAUGGUAUAUAUCUUUGUGCAGCAUCAUAUGUUACACAGUUUACUGCUCGAAAUGAGUUGCGACGUCGAGUUGCUGAAUCUUCAUCACAGUCACCAUUUGCCCAGCAAGUUAGAAUGCAACUUGGUUAUGUAAAUAAACAAAGAGAUGGCUCGUUCGGUGAAUUUUCUGAUCCUACUUUUGCUGGUUCUAAUGCUACUAACACAGGAAGCUUCUCAGCUUCUACAACGCCACAAUAUUCACCUUACAACCGUUAUCAUAGACAGAAACAGUUCAAAUCAAAUGAAUUUUCUGAUGAGUUUGAUUCGGCGGAUAAAGAUUUAACUGAAUUUACUGCUGACCCAAAGGAUGUCUCAAAUAAUAUGAACACCGAAUUUUCUCCUGAUGAUAUUCUUGCUGGUGAUACUGGCUUUAGGACUAGAAGAGUUGUUGAUCAAGCCGAUAAACCUGAGAAAUCCCGGUUAACCUAUGAAGAGUUGAGAAUGCGGAAUCGCGCCCAAUAUAAUUCUAGUCCAGGUCCAUCUAAUAUGCAGCCAGCACAACCAAUGCAUAGUAAUCAACCAGAUAUGUACAAUAAUGUCAAUAACAGAGUUGGAUCUUUUUAGGAUAAUAAGAUGCUCCAUGGAUCUUUCCCCUUACAUUUCUCGAGAUGAAGAAUCAUCCUCCAGAUAGUUGUAACUUUGGUUUUUCUUAGAUUAAAUCAAUUUAAGAUGUUUAA